Anguilla anguilla (European eel) is the source of this 3783-nucleotide messenger RNA. Its product is annotated as fas-binding factor 1 homolog. Bases 356 to 3430 code for a protein of 1024 amino acids. The record is from RefSeq and is a predicted model, not a curated record. The transcript has 26 exons. Gene Ontology annotation, biological process: cilium assembly; establishment of epithelial cell polarity. Lineage: Eukaryota; Metazoa; Chordata; Actinopteri; Anguilliformes; Anguillidae. Gene Ontology annotation, cellular component: centriole; ciliary transition fiber; ciliary basal body.
UGUUACAAGAAGAAAAACGACGAAGCAUUUACCAAGCUUUUGUUUUGAAAUACCACAACCGGAAGUCUCCAAUUGUUGUCAGCAACAGCUUCACGGUGCUAGCCCCUGGUCGGGCGCUUAACGGUUGUGUGGGCUUCUCACUGAAUUUACCUGGACUAUUUUUCAUUGAAACCAUUUGGAGAACAAUGAAUUAAACUGGAUGGUAGCUGAAGUUCGUCCAGUUUAUUGCACAGUGAUCGCACGUUAGAGAGAAAUAUUCCUGGUAACGGAGUGCGUAGACCAUGUCUGCGGAGACGCACGAGCGCACCUCUCCUCCGGCAUUUCACUGCAUGAACAAGGGGUGAGCGUGAAAAACAUGCUUUCUACUCGUGUCUCAGACAGGAGGACAGACAUGCUGUCUCGCAGCGGAAAAAGGUCUUUAUUGGAUGAUAACUUCUUCAGCAAGCUGGCACAAGAGGCUGACAAAGAGGAAGAGGGGUCUGAUGUUUCUGAGGCUGAUCCUAUGGCAUUGCUAGAGAGUAUGAAGGAUACAGAUGACAUGGAUGCUGACCUCUUUGGUUCCAAGAAGGCAAUGAACAGCACAGUAGCUCCAACAGGGGCUACGAGCACUGGAGAUGGAGAUUUAAAAACAGAACAAAAGCCUACAUCCCCAGAAACAGCAGUGCCCCCUGUACAAACCCCAAAGCGAGAUGAACUGACAUUCGAUGAUGAAGAGGAUGAUCUAAUGGACACUCUGGGCUUUGGAGAGAGUCCUAAGAAGAAGGGAGGAACAUCUUCAGGACAGAGAGAGAGCAGCCCUGCACAGAAAGCGCAGAGUAGGCUGGAUGAGAUCCUGUUCCCAGGGAAGACUCCCCGUCCUGAGCGGCCACCCACCCGGGAGAACCACCUGCCAGAGAAGAACCCCCUCACUAAAGACCCAGUUGCUGCAGAAGAUGACUUGAUGUUUGGCUCGUACCAACCCACACUGGCCUCCUCCCUGGAAGGCAGGCAGUCUCGCCGGCAGCCUGUUAGGUUGUCAGCUGAGGAUAUUAGCAGCCCAUCUCCAGAAAAGAAAGGGAUGUCUGCCCCCGCAGCUCCGCCCACUGCAGCGCGCCCCAGUAGGUCUGCAGCUGAUUGGCUGGGGCUGAAGCAGGAAGACCCAGAGGUGAAGAAGGAAGAGCUCUUGCCAGCAAUGGACAGCCCAAAGUGCCGCCCCUCUUCGCCUGGCUGCUCGGCAGGAAGCAAGCGCCUGUCCUCUGGCUCCUCUACUCUGACUGGCGCAAAGCCGCCUGAGAUCCCUGCCAGUCCUAAAACUCUCCAUUCAGCAGCAGGUCCAGCAGGCCCUGCCCAGGCAGGAGAAGAUGAUUGGCUAGCAGGGGCUCUGACUCGGAAAAGAAGCAGAGCGGCACCGAAGCCCGAGGAGAAGCAAGCAGUGCAGCCAGAACUGCUGGGGUGUGGAGAGGAAGCGCACUUAGACUCUUCUGCCAGUAAACAUAACCCACCUGCCUCAAGAAGAAAAUCAGAGGACCACCCAGCUUCAAGCAAGGAGCCCCAGUAUGAAGCAUCCCCGUUGCCCCGAGAGAAGCAGCGUGGGAUGGCCAAACCUCCUCAUCAUUCAGACCCAUUGAAAGAGGACCAGCCCACACCUGCAAUGUCAUUUCCACUUCCACAACAGACAUACAUGGAGAAUAUUUCAACUGCUGUCCAAUCUCAGCUGACACAGCCAGGUCUCAGUGGCACAGACUAUGCUGUGGAGAGGGGCACUCUGUGGGCUCAAAGAGGGGGCAUUCAGCACAGGUCUGGAGAACUGGCCUCUCAAGCUCACCUCAUCCAGCUGGAAACACAGAUGCACAGCCUGCAGCUGGAGCGGGAUCAGGCUGAAGCUGUCCUGCAGACUCUCCAGCGCCGGCACACACAGGACAUGGAGCUCCUAGAGAGCAAGCACAGGGCUAGUGUGAAGCUACUGGAGGAUGCACUGGCAGAGCGGGAAGCAAGGAGGCAGCAGGAGAAUGAGGAGCUCAUGGAGCGCCUGGCCACUGUCACGCGGCAGAUGGAGCAGGAGCGGGUGGAGCUACAGGCCCAGUACCAGCGCCGCCUCACCCAGAUCCAGCAGGAUAGAGAUGCGGAGGUCAAACGCCUGCAGGAGCUGCAGAGGAAAUCCAUAUUAGAGAUGAAGCGGGAUCACGAAGAGCAGGUUCAGAGACUGAAGAGGCUGAAGGAUGAGGAGAUAGAUGCUUUGACCAGCGCUACAUCUCAGACCAGGUCUGUAACCGUGGUGAUGGAGCAGAUGGACCACAUCUCGCGCAGACUCGGUGAUCUGUCAUCCCGCAUGGAGAGCUCCCAGGAGCACAGCGCCCAGGGCCUGGAGCAGGGUGCACUACAGAGGAAAGAGCAGCUUAGAGUCCUGCAGGAGCAUCUGAGCCAGCAGGAAAGGGCGAUGGUGGAGGAGCGGUUACGCCUGAAGGAGGUGAUCACAAAGAUGGAGGCACAGCUAACUGAGCAGCAGAGACAGCUGGAGAAGGAGCGUUGGAGAGCGACAGCAGACCAAGCCAAGGCGGAGUCAGCCCAGAGAGCCCUGGAGGAACAGAGGCGGAGCCUCACCCAGCACAUCACUAUUGAGAGGGAGGAGCUGGAGAGGGCGAAGAGUGCUUUGUUAGAGGAACAGCAGUCAGUGAUGCAGCAUUGUUCAGAGGAGCGCAGGAAGUUGGCGGUGGAGUGGGCACAGUUCCACGCCCAGGAGAAGCUGAGGCAGGAGUGGGCAGAGCGGGAGAGCAGGCGGGUGCUGGAGAGGGAGUCCAGCAGGGAGGGCUCCAUCAUCACCAUAGCACAGGAGCAGGCGGAUCUGCGGCUGCGUGCGGGCGAGCUGAGGCAGCACGAGGAAGCCUUGACCCGGGAGAAGGAGGUGCUGCAGAGGCAGAGAGAGGAGAUGGAGCAGGAGAGGGAGCGGCUAGGCGUGGCUGCAGUGCGCCUGAAGACUCGAGCUCUGGAGCUUGAGAGAUUCAGCAAGCUGGCCUCAGAGAAGUAUGAGGAAGGGGAGCAAGCUCUGCAAGAGGCCAGGAGGGUGGAGUCUGAGCACUCUGUGCGGCUGGGCACCAUCCAUGCUCAGAUGGAGCGUCUGCGACUGCAGGAGCAGCACUUGCACCAGGAGCAGAUGAAAAUAACUGAUCAUCACAGAGAGGUGGAGGGUCUAAGGCAGAGCAUCCCCUCCACAACCCUCCCUCUAUCUUCCACCCCUUUUAUCUCAGCAGACUUUGCUUCAGGGUUUGGCGGCAUGCAGCUGGCACCCCCCAUUAGAGCUCCUCCCCCCAGCUCAGGACUCACAGAGAUGCAGGCCAGACUUGCUGUGAUCAGGAGCACUGCACAGAAGGACCGGGAUUUUCUGCAGGACGAGCAGUUCUUUCUGGAAACACUGAAGAAGGAACCUUACAAUUCUCCCCUCCACACUGCCUGAUGCCACAGGCACCUUGAAGCACCUUUUCCAUAGUCUUCCAGCUGCAUGUUCCAGCUGUGGCCUGGCAGGCUGCAGUGGUGCUCCUGGGUUUCCACUUUUGGACUGGAAUUGAGCUAUGUUUCAAAAUAUGUGUUUCCAAGCAGUCUUUUUUUUAUUCAUUUGAACAGAAGCUUUGUUAGUCUAACUUGAAUUAGCUCACUCCAAUUCCUUAAGGAAGUAUCGCUAGUAUGAAAUUCGAGACUGAUAUUUUACCUGGUUUAAAAAAAUGAAUGGAAUUCUAAGAAUGAGGAAGAUUCUGUUUAUUUCUUGAAAAUACACAAUAUAAUAAAAUCAAAUAACUUGAUGAAAAAUUA